CGGGGCGACGGGCGGGGCGGCCGGAGCAGCGAUGCCGGUGACCGUGGGCCCGUACGGGCAGUCGCAGCCCAGCUGCUUUGACAGGGUGAAGAUGGGAUUCGUGAUGGGCUUUGCCGUGGGCAUGGCUGCCGGGGCGCUGUUCGGCACCUUCUCCUGCCUCAGGAUUGGCAUGAGAGGACGAGAGCUGAUGGGUGGAGUCGGCAAAACGAUGAUGCAGAGCGGAGGGACGUUUGGGACAUUCAUGGCUAUUGGGAUGGGAAUCCGCUGCUAACCUGGAGCUUGGGCUUCCUGCCCAUCCAGCCAUUCCUCCUCUGUACCAUAAUAAAAUCUUUAGACACCUGGAAGUGAGAGCUCUGCCUGAAGCAGCGAAGCUCCACCCUCGCUCUCCAGGUUGUAAACAUGCUUUUUACCAAAUUUCUACUUUCCUCUCAUCUCUUACCCCCGUGACAAUGAGAAUUAAUAACCCUUUGUACUGCAUUAAAGUUCCUCUUUCCCAGGUCUAUGCACAGA
Apus apus (common swift) is the source of this 510-nucleotide messenger RNA. RefSeq names its product reactive oxygen species modulator 1 (gene ROMO1). The coding region runs from base 32 to 271 and encodes 79 amino acids. NCBI's taxonomy places the organism in Eukaryota, Metazoa, Chordata, Aves, Apodiformes, Apodidae. Gene Ontology annotation, cellular component: TIM23 mitochondrial import inner membrane translocase complex. The transcript has 3 exons. Gene Ontology annotation, biological process: protein import into mitochondrial matrix; protein insertion into mitochondrial inner membrane. The record is from RefSeq and is a predicted model, not a curated record.